Messenger RNA from Aspergillus novofumigatus IBT 16806, 1981 nucleotides. RefSeq names its product GNAT family N-acetyltransferase. Bases 1 to 1539 code for a protein of 512 amino acids. The record is from RefSeq and is a predicted model, not a curated record. Gene Ontology annotation, biological process: siderophore biosynthetic process. The transcript has 3 exons. NCBI's taxonomy places the organism in Eukaryota, Fungi, Ascomycota, Eurotiomycetes, Eurotiales, Aspergillaceae.
AUGCGUAACACUACCUGCCGUUUGCCCAACGGCCAAAGCUACACGGUGACCCCCGUGUUUGGUGGUGUCAACUUCAAGUCCAACGACAUGCACUUGAAAGACUCCAUAAUUCCUCCCGGGUGGACAAUUAUUCUCUAUACCAACCAAAACCCCGAUCAGCCGGCGCAGGAUUCCGUGCCCCCGGAAGAAGAGCGCGGUCGCUCUCGGCAUGCACAGGGAGAGGUAGAGGAGAAGACACGCACCACUCGCUUCACAACACCAACAUUGAGCGAUGACUGUUUCUACAUUUCGUUUAUCGUCAAUCCGCCCAGUACUGACUUCAAACCUCCCGUCUCUCCGACUCGUCAGAUUGCGAUGAUGAUCUGGGUGAGCCUGUACUGGUACUUCCACGAGCCCGAGCCAGACCUCCACUUGCAGACGGACGCUGCAUCUCGGGAAUGGCGCAUCCAUCUGAAGAGAGAGGGGAUCUUCAAGGGACGCAACCUGCUGCAGAAGCUGGAGCGCAUGGGACUCAUUGCAUCAGAGGAGUCUUCCGUUGGGCUUGAACCGAGCGAGACGCGAGAGUCCGGUGCCUGGUCACGGAUGUUCGUGAGCCGACGCAGUUUCUGGCAGAUUGACCCCCGUCUUUUUGUCUUCACGCUGGUUCCCGCGAACCCACUGCAUUCUGCUCCGUCCUCGCCUUUUCUGUCUCCUAGAUUUGCGUCGCCAUCGCGCGAGAGCCCGCUGCCAGGUGAGUCUCUGGCGUCCCCUGGGGGGAAGGACUUCCCACUACACAUGCCCAAUGAGGGCCCGUUUGCUUCUAGCAGUCACCUUCCGACAUACUUUCCCCCGCCACCAACUCAGUACACGUUCACAAACGGACUGCGGCACCCCGUCAGGCCUAAGCCGCCCCACCAGGGAGAAGUGUUCUACAUCCGGUUCAUUCCCAGCGUCGGGCAGUACCUGUCAUUCCGCGUGCCGAUUCUAUCCUCUGCGAUGCCAAAGCGGGGCCAUGGUCAUAGUCACUCGACGAGCAGCAUUGAGCAACCGCCUCAGAACACGCCGUCUGACCUAGACCUGCUGCACAAGUGGAUGAAUGACCCGCGCGUGAAUGCAGCUUGGGGAGAGGGCGGUCCAAAAGAAAAACAGGAGGAAUUUCUUCGCAAUAAUCUUACCAGUCGCCACAGCUUUCCCGUCAUUGGAUGCUGGGACGGCAAGCCGUUUGGGUACUUUGAAAUCUACUGGGUCAAGGAGGAUCGCUUGGGAGCGCUUAUCGGAGGAGCGGACAAUUACGACCGGGGAAUUCACUUACUGGUGGGAGAGCAGGAAUACCGUGGGUCACACCGGGUCGCCAUCUGGCUCAGUGCAUUGGUCCAUUACUGCUGGCUUGCGGAUCCGCGGACGCAGACAGUCAUGCUGGAGCCACGGGUGGACAAUGAGAAGAUCAUUCAAUAUCUUCAAAACGCGGGAUUCUACAAAGAAGGAGAAGUUACAUUCCCCCAUAAGCAGUCAGCUUUGAUGAAGAUAAAACGCGACUCUUGGGAGAGCCCAGUUCUAUAGACGGCCUGGGCCUGUUUUGACUUUGUUCGUCACUUUCAUAUCUUGGUCUUUGUAUAUACCCCGGCAUCUUACAGCAUAUUUGGCAUGGCGUGGGCCUGUUUGCUUUAGAUUGCAUCACACAUACGCCUUUGCUUCAUGCAUUGAGGGAUUGCAACAGCAGUGGUGAAUGCUAGGAUCAUCUACAUUCACUUGAGGUUGAUGGUUCAGAAGAUUCCGCAGCAUAUAAACCCCCCUCUCCUCUUCCAAUCUGAAUCUUUUACUGUGGUUCAUUCACUUUAGAGAUAGCAAGACGGCUCAUUCCAGACUAUUCACUAUGCGAGAUAAACAUGGCUUCCUUCUUACCUCCAUAUUUAACCACUGAUUCUUCAUCAUUUAUUCUUCCACUGCCACCAAAAUCUUCAUAAUACCAUGGUCUGUUUGGCACAAUCAAGUAGCAUCUAGU